GGUAGUUAGUUGUUUCCAUCAGGGACAACGGAACACAAUUGGUGUGUCAUUUCAAAAUGGCGGAUCGAGAUGAGGCAGUGCGGGAGUUCGUUGCGGUAACUGAUGUAGACGAUGAGAGGGCCCGCUUUUUCUUAGAAUCAGCCGACUGGGAUUUGCAGCUUGCCUUGGCCAGUUUUUAUGAAGAUGGAGCAGAUGAUGAUAUCGUGACCCUACCUCCACCUGAUGGUGGCUCCGUUUCCCGCUCUACAGGACCCAGUGAGCACAGAGUGACAUCCUUCAGAGAUCUGAUGCAUGAGGAAGAGGAGGAGAGUGAUGAGGAAGGCCAAAGGUUCUACGCGGGUGGCUCAGAGCGCAGCGGGCAGCAGAUUGUGGGUCCUCCCAAGAAGAAGAGCUCUAAUGAAGUGGUAGAGGACCUGUUCAAAGGAGCAAAGGAGCAUGGGGCUGUGCCUGUGGACAGAGCUGGCAGGGGCCCCGGGGAGCCAAGCCGUGCACGGCCGUUCGUGGGAGGGGGGUAUCGGCUGGGAGCAGCCCCUGAAGAGCAGUCUGCAUAUGUUGCAGGAGAGAGAAGGGCCUCAGACGGCACACAGGACGUACAUGUGGUGCUGAAGCUCUGGAAGUCUGGAUUCAGUCUAGAUGAUGGAGACCUCAGAAACUAUUCUGACCCCAGCAACGCACUGUUUCUAGAGUCUAUCCGGAGAGGAGAGAUCCCCUUGGAGCUGCGGCAGAGGUCUCGGGGUGGUCAGGUGAACCUGGACAUGGAAGACCACAGAGACGAGGAGUUCUUCAAGCCCAAAUCAGCCUUCAAGGCCUUCGCUGGGGAAGGGCAGAAAUUGGGCAGUGCGACCCCUGAGUUGGUGUCUGGUGCUAGCAUGGUGGAGGGCCAGCAGAACCCAGCCUUCUCUGAGGCCCAGGCCAGCGCUUCUCUGGCUCUGGACACUGCACAGCCAGUAACCAACAUCCAGAUCCGAUUGGCUGACGGGGGCCGGCUAGUGCAGAAGUUCAACCACACCCACAGGGUGUCGGAUGUGCGUCAGUUCUUAGUAGCAGCUCGCCCUGUCAUGGCGGCCGCAGAGUUUGUGUUGAUGACUACUUUUCCCAACAAGGAGUUGACCGAUGAGACGCAGACGCUGCAGGAUGCCAACCUGCUCAAUGCUGUCAUCGUUCAGCGGCUAAAGUGACAGUGCUGUCCAUCAGAUGGGCUGAACCACAGUCUCCAUUCCCUAAUGGGAAAAUACACGAACUUAUGGACUUCUCCAGUUCCUUUCCUCCCUUUAGUGAUAUAUUUUCCUCUUCAGAGGUUUGAGGAAUAUUUUCCUGGAAAUGGUGGUGGGGAUUGUGUACACCAGUGGGAGAGGAAGCUGAAACUAGACGAUUUAUGAAUGAGUGACUAAAGUGUUGAAAGUUAGCAAAUGCCGAUAAUAAAAGUUUUUUAAAGAAAAAAAAUGUGCUUUUACCUCAAGGUUUAUUUGGCAAUUUGCUGUAGUUCCGCUUUCUUAGCUAUUUCCUCUUGUCCUCCUGCAUCGCUGACUUGACACCCCCACUGAGACAGAAUGUUACAUAUACUAAACAGGCUUGUGUUCCACACAUGGAUAACCAUCAUCCUUGCAAACCACUGAUAAGAUUGAACUAUUUUUUUAAUUCUGUUCCUUCUCCGAGUGUGUCCAAUGUCUGAACCCUAAACACUAAGAGAGUUGGAUUUUGAUAUGGUUAACACUGUAGUUCUCCUUAUAUUUUUAUAAACGUAUUACUGUAGUUAAGAGAAGACACUGUCUGUUGGCAGUUUAUAAUGCAAAACAUGCAUAAACUGCUCUACAUUUUGAACAGGUGUUGUGUAGCCCACAGGGAAUUGGUUGUUAAAAUCCUACUUGUCUGGUAUUAAAUGUUGCGUCUGAAUGUCUUUAUAACCGGUUCUAUGUAAUGGAAGUGAAAUAAAGGCAUUACUUGAAGGCUUAA
This is a messenger RNA of Conger conger (European conger), 1953 nucleotides long. RefSeq names its product NSFL1 cofactor p47-like. Lineage: Eukaryota; Metazoa; Chordata; Actinopteri; Anguilliformes; Congridae. The transcript has 9 exons. Gene Ontology annotation, molecular function: ubiquitin binding. Gene Ontology annotation, biological process: proteasome-mediated ubiquitin-dependent protein catabolic process; autophagosome assembly; Golgi organization. The record is from RefSeq and is a predicted model, not a curated record. Gene Ontology annotation, cellular component: cytosol; nucleus. The coding region runs from base 57 to 1178 and encodes 373 amino acids.